Sapajus apella (tufted capuchin) is the source of this 2534-nucleotide messenger RNA. RefSeq names its product transmembrane protein 155 (gene SMIM43). The record is from RefSeq and is a predicted model, not a curated record. The coding region runs from base 862 to 1167 and encodes 101 amino acids. The transcript is spliced from 5 exons. NCBI's taxonomy places the organism in Eukaryota, Metazoa, Chordata, Mammalia, Primates, Cebidae.
GUUUCCUCGGAGGCGGGGGAGGCCGAACACGGACCCCGGAGUCGGCGCCCAAAGCGGGGCGCCCUCGCGCGGGGCGGGAGUGCGGGGAGGUGGGUGUGCGGGCGGCGCGCUCGCCCUCCAGUUGCAGCCCGCGCGGAGCGCGCACCGCCAGCGAGCGCCGGCGUCUCCAGCAUGGAGUGGGAACUCAACUUGCUGCUCUACCUGGCGCUCUUCUUCUUCCUGCUCUUCUUACUUUUCCUCCUGCUCUUCGUGGUCAUCAAGCAGCUUAAGAACUCCGUGGCCAACACUGCCGGGGCGCUCCAGCCCGGGCGCCUCUCGGUGCACCGCGAGCCUUGGGGCUUCUCUCGGGAGCAAGCGGUGUGACCCGAGUGCGGGCACCGGCGGGAGGGCACCGAGCUGCGCGGGCGCUGGGCUGGGUCUCCGCCUGGAUUCUCCGUCCUCGCUGCCUCCCAGCUUCCAGAGCCUAGAGCCUCUGCCCUUGACUGGUGCAUAGAGGACCACAGCUGCAAUGACAGUUUGGGCCUGCGAAGAGAAGGCUGGAACAAUAGGAGAGGGAAGCUUUCUGCACAUGCACCACUGGUAUCCAGAAGUUUAACCUGCCCAUGAUUCUUCCUAGACAGGAGACUAUCGAGAAGUCAGGCUGUUCAAAAUGACUUCAGAUCUUAUCAGGACAAUCUUGGUUGUUGCACUAAUUUCCAAACUUAUAAGUGCAAUGGAUCUACAGUUCUACUUGGCAAGACAACCAUUUUAAGUUGAAUGAGAAUGACAUCAUACUCACACCUGCAAAAUCUAAAAUGUCUAAUAAAGUAGAUUCCUAUGUCUGAACUUCAAUUUUAGGGCACAGCUGUAGAUGCAGAACUGAUGCCAUCUGGUGUGAUUCUACAGAAUAAGAGAGAAAAUUUACCCAGAGUGUGCCAUGCACUGGCUUUUCUGGGAAUGGCAAGGUGCCAGGAUUUGUUUUUGGUUCACUUGCAGGGGUGGAAGCUUGGAACUAGGUUCCAAGAUGGUCCCUGCAGCUCCCCACAAGAAGGAGGGAGGCCACAGAGAAAACAAGCCAUGCCAGUUCAAAUCUACUUCCUUUUAAAGAGCUUCCUCAGCACCCCAGUAACUUUGGCCUUCAUCUCAUUGGCCAGAACUGUGGCUACUGCUAUCUGCAAGAUUGUCUGAGAAAUGCAGGUUUUGUUGCUGGAGAUAUAACUGCCUUUCACAAAAAUCCAGUUUCUCUUGAUAAGGAAGAAAGUGGUGGUGGAUCUUGGGAAGACAACUAACAGUUUAUGCCCUGGUUACAAAAUACAAUUGCAGAGGAGCAUAAAGUUCAAAAAUAUCAAAAUGUAGUUCCUUCACAACUGGCAAAGCUCCAAGCAGCACUGCUUCCCUCUGAAAGAGUGAGCAGAAUGAAGGCAUAUCCAGUUUUCUCAAAAAACGCUUGAUGGGACUGACCUUCUCUCUCAGUCAAUAUCCUUGUCACACAUCAGGAUUUUCUAGAGGGCUCUGGGUACCUGCACACUUCCUUGGUGACCAUAACCUCUUAAUGGAGGGUUAGUAUAAGAUAAAUAAUGUUCUACUGUGCUGCUCCCUCAUCUGCAUCAUUUCUGUCCUCCCUAAUUUUCCUGUCAGUUAUAUUUUGGUGGAGUCUGGGUUUGUGUAUUUGAUUCCUAUAAAAAGACCAUCACUUUCAUGUGUGGAGGAGGGGAAUCUUUGCAAAGAAAAUCUACCUUACUCCCUUCUGUGACUCCAUCACCAAUCUAGGAAUAUCCUGGGAGAAGAAUUGCCUCUCAAAACUGCUUCCAUAAGCAGCCUACAUCCUAGCUAAGCAAAGAAGAAACACUUCCCACAUCCAGGGCUGUCUAAAAGAACUUUCUGUGAUGACAGAAAUGUUCUAUAUCUGCAGUGUCCAAUAUGGUAACCACUAGCCACGUGUGGCGCAUGAACACUUGAAAUGCGGCUAUUGUGACUGAGGAAGUAAAAUUUAAAUUUUGUUUAAUUAUAAUUAAUUUAAAUUCACAUAGCCAAAUGGGGCUACUGACUAUGAUAUUAGACAGCACAGUACACUUUAUUCUCUUUCUUAUAUUGUAGAACCAGCUGGGAGACAUGUGGGCCAGUCAUGGGCUUGAUGUCCCAUGGUCUUCACUAUUCUACCUUGCCAUUGAACUUGUCUCCCAGAGGAAAAGAAAGAAUGGUAUUUGGAAUUAAAUUCAAGAUGUUAACUUGACAUCUAUAUAUUGCACAUAUUCCUGUAUAGUGAAUGGAAUGGUCUCCUGGGAAUAGGCUCUGUGAUUGAUUUUAGUGAUAACUGGUCAUGAAGAAAUGGCCAUACUGCUCCACUUCACCUUUCUAGUGACUAUUAUGUGUUCCUAGUCAGAAUGACUCAGCAGAGAUUAUUUUGUUCUCUUGUGCAAUUUAUUCUGUGUCAUUUUAUUUUUGUAAUAUUGUGGCAGCUAAAUGAUUAUUCUGUGUAAGUUUUUCAAAAUAUUAGGUGGCUUAUAUUUUUUAAAAUGCUAUGAAAUAAAAAUAAACUAUAUGUUAACACAGUU